Molecule: messenger RNA, 1468 nt
Organism: Truncatella angustata
Lineage: Eukaryota; Fungi; Ascomycota; Sordariomycetes; Amphisphaeriales; Sporocadaceae
Exons: 2
Coding region: 215-1372 (385 amino acids)
Cellular component (GO): cytoplasm
Molecular function (GO): flavin adenine dinucleotide binding; electron-transferring-flavoprotein dehydrogenase activity
Source: RefSeq, a predicted model, not a curated record
AAAGAAGCUCUCUCUCUCUCUCUCUAUCUAUAUAUAUAUAUAUAUAUAUAUCCGUGACCGAAGGCAGAUGUCAGUCUUUUAUUCCUUGCAAAAUAAAAAUUGUUUACCAGGAUAUCUUGAACUUUGUACAUCAUAAUCUUUUCUAAGCACUACUUUCAUCUUCCUUUUUGACAUUAGCUCUGAUCUAAAGAGCUACACAGCUGGCAUAUUCAAAAUGACCAAGACAGUAGUCAUUCUGGGCGCUGGCCUUGCAGGAAUACCUCUGGCACACUACCUCCUCACGAAAACCGCUGCCAAUGUUCCCGACUUGCGCGUUGUCCUUGUCAACCCCAGCAAUGAGUUCUACUGGAACCUAGCAUCGGUGCGAGUUGUAAUUCCAGGCAAGCUCACUGAGGACCAGUAUAUGUGGCCGAUUCCGAAACUCUUUUCCAAAUACCCCUCGGAUAAGUUUGAGUUUGUGCUCGGCAAAGCCGAGACUCUAUCCCCAGACACAAACUCCGUUGUGGUUGUCCUGAGUGAUGGCUCGAGGAGGAACAUCGAUUACCACACUGUCGUUGUGGCCACCGGGUCAGACGCCAAGGAAGACAUGCCGUGGAAACCACUCGGCAGUAGUCAGCAGACUCGUGCUGCUGUGGCGAAGCUGCAAGAAGAAAUCAAGAAUGCCAAGUCCAUCGUCGUAGGAGGUGCCGGCACAACUGGUGUGGAAUUCGCUGGUGAGCUUGGGUCGGAGUAUUCCAAAACUGGCAAAAAAACCAUCACGCUGAUUGCGGCUGGUUCGUUGCCCCUUGAAGACCAAAUCAUGAAGAGUACGCGAGAGGCGGCAAAGGAUCAGCUAGAGAAGCUGAAAGUCAAGGUCAUCACCGACACCAAGGUCACCGAUAUUACUCAAUCGGGAGGCAAGCAGAUCCUCGAGCUGACCAAGUCGGAUGGAAGCAAGACAACUAUCGAGACCGAUCUCUUCGUACCGACCUAUGGAAUGACUAUCAACACCCAAUUUGCGCCUGCAAACAUGCUCGCCGCCAAUGGUCAAGUAAACCAAGACACUUUUCUGCGAUCGCCCAAAUAUAGCAACGUUUUCAUUGUUGGUGACGCGGGAAACCUGGAAUCAAUGCAAGGCAUACAUGUCGAGUCCCAACUCCGCCAUCUCACCAAACAAUUUCAAACGUACUUGGAGACUGGCAAAAUCGAACAGUACAAGCCUGACAAUAAAGUCAUGGUGGGUAUAUCGAUUGGACCAGGUGGUGGCACUGGACAAAUGGGUACAAUAAAGCCCCUUAGUUUAUUGGUAUGGUUCUUGAAGAGUCGCUACUUGGGGAUACAAGUUGCUCCUGAAUAUGCAGCGGGGUUGAAGGGCUUCAGAGGCAAGUGGUAGGGAGCAGCUGAUGUUGAAAAGCUUUAUUGUUUUGUACGCGAAGUUCGCAAUGCUUGUGUCGGAUACCAAAUUGAUUUGUCUCUCUUUUUUUUUUUU